CAAUCAGCUGUUUUCCUGUCAACGCUGAUGAGGGGGGGGGCCGGUCUCAAUUCCGCCCAAAUUCUUGAUUACCGAAAAUAGUGCUUUUAUAUUUUUAUAAAAAAUUACAAACAAAAUUGACGUUAAGGAACGGUCCAAUUUUGAUACCGCCAAAAUCACGAAGGGAGAAAAUGUUAAACGAUGGUGCGAGAGGUUCUGUUCCGUCCGAAGUGGCCGAGGCUGAUGUGCGCGAAGACGAAGAACAAGCUGUUAAAUUUAAUGAAAUCGUCGAUCUUCUGGUGGCUGCUGGAUAUUUCAGAGCCAGAAUCAAAGGAUUAUCCAAUUUCGACAAGGUUGUCGGAGGAAUGACUUGGUGCAUAGAAUCCUGUAAUUUCGAUGUGGACGUAGAUUUGCUUUUUCAAGAAAAUUUGACGAUAGGACAAAAGAUUGCCUUAACAGAAAAGAUAGUCGUCAUGCUGCCAAAGAUGAAUUGUCCGCAUCGAAUUGAACCUCAUCAAAUCCAGGGAUUGGAUUGCAUUCAUAUAUUUCCAGUCAUCCAAUGGCUUGUAAAACGUUCAAUGGAAAUGCGAGAAGAAAGAGCGAGUUACUUGCGUUCUUUUGCGAUUGAACAGUUCAACAAGCAUCACAAAUUUUCUGAUGACCAUCCAGAAUUACCGGUCGACGAUAUUAUACCAAAUGUGCAAAUGGUGAAGCGUGCCUACGAUCCAAGACGACGUUUCAAGCGUCGCGACGCUGCACCCAAGGACGACAUAGCAAAAAUUCGGAGUACUUUAUUGGAGUACGGAUCUAUGGCGAUUCCAGCAACUUCCUCAUCAAUCGUAGAUUCAGAUAAUACUACUCAAGAAUCAGAAGAAAUGGUUACCACGAAAGAAUUCAAGGAUUCUCGUAACGAAUCACGAGAGGUACAGUUUGAAGAGGAUCGUCUGAGCGCCAGUGCCGUAGGGAAUAUUGUCGGUAUGCAAGCACAAGAGAUUGUCCAAGUUGCUGAAAAAUACGCGUCAAUGUCAAUAUCUGAGCGAGAAGAUAACGAGAACGAAAUUGGUUAUUCGCGUGCUCGCGCAGCUCUUGAAAAACAACGAAGCAUUUUGCAGAAUCGAAUGAGCAAAAUAGUGGAAGACCGAGAUGCUCUGACCGAAAAGCUUGCCGAUGCGAUCGAACAAUCGGAAAAGACGCGAACAAAGAGAAAAUCAAUCGAGGACGCCUUUUUGGCAAUGGAAAAUAUGGAAACCGAUGAUAAAAAAGAAACGAUAAAAACACUGGAAGAGCUUCUGGUGGUGCACACUGGAUUGAAAGAACAAGAGCACAAAUUCCGUGAGCAGUGUAAAAACGAAUUGUCGAAUCUUCAAAGAAUGGUGCAGGAAAUUGAGACGGGAGAACCGCACGAGGAACAAAGCCGCGUUGCCGAAUACGACGAGGUCAAGGCAGCAAUCAAUCGAACAAGACUUUUACUUGCCAAGAAAAACCGAGCUAUUGCUUCUCUCACGAGGCAAUUGGAUGACGUGCCAGGAAGAUCCGAGUUAACGCAGUAUCAGAGGCGAUUUAUGGAACUUUAUAAUCAAGUUUCGGCCAAACACAAGGAAACCAAACAGUACUACACGUUAUACAAUACUUUGGAUGACACGAAAUUAUAUUUGAGCAAAGAAUUAUCCCUGCUCAACUCGAUUCAAGACAAUUACAACGAGGCGAUGGCUUCGACGAGUGGAAAAGAACAAUUUCUGAAGCAAUUCGAAGCAAUAAUCGCAGGAGUUAAGAGGAAUAAAGAGAAGGUUGAACGCCGAUGUGCAGAUGAAAAAGACCGAAGGUAUGCUCUUAACCGUCAACUCGUAAGUCUAAUGGAGCAACAGAGAAAAUAUGUAGCCGCGGUUAGACAGCUAACGAUCGAGUGUCGUAAAAACGAAGCGUUACUUGCACAACUUCGAGCUCCUUAAUCACUUGGUUUCAUCCUUUUCCCCUUCUCCAACUGACAAUAUCGAAAUAUGCUUUUUGUAAUGCGUUGUAAUCAAUUGAUAAUAAAUCAAAAACAAUCAAUAAGUAAA
Messenger RNA from Venturia canescens, 2036 nucleotides. It is a transcript of the gene fidipidine, whose product is annotated as coiled-coil domain-containing protein 93. The record is from RefSeq and is a predicted model, not a curated record. The coding region runs from base 171 to 1928 and encodes 585 amino acids. Gene Ontology annotation, biological process: Golgi to plasma membrane transport. Lineage: Eukaryota; Metazoa; Arthropoda; Insecta; Hymenoptera; Ichneumonidae. The transcript is spliced from 11 exons.